Molecule: messenger RNA, 678 nt
Organism: Rangifer tarandus platyrhynchus (Svalbard reindeer)
Lineage: Eukaryota; Metazoa; Chordata; Mammalia; Artiodactyla; Cervidae
Source: the annotation of a GenBank genome assembly
AUGCGGGAGACAACAACAAAAACUAAUGUUCUUUGUCGAAAAAGUUAUAGAUACUGUUGUGUUUACGUCUUCACCAAAAAUACGGGGGCUAGCGAAGCCCCAGUGCCCCGGAUGCAGGGGUGGGAAAUCCGCACACGCUUAUACCUCUCUCAGACUCAAGGAGCCGCUUUCAGGACGCUACCAAACUUGCACGGCCGAAGGGACCCCAGAGACCGACCUCCGGUGCCACUCCGGCAGCUGCGGCUUGGGAGCCCCAGCAGAGCACGGCCCCGCCCUCCUGGCCGCGCACGCGCAGUCGCUCGCCGGCCACGCCGGCGGCUGUUGUCGGCUCUCGGUGGGCGGGGCCGCCGGCAGAGCACAGGCGUAUCCCGGCGGGGGGCCGGCGGGGGUUCGGUCUUCCAGAUCCACGCGUGGGGACGGCGGCUGAGCGUGCGAGGCGGUCGUUGCUUUUCCGAGUCAUUCUCUUCCAGGCUCGGUCCGGUUGUCAUCAUGGCCCGUGGAAAUCAACGAGAACUUGCCCGCCAGAAAAACAUGAAGAAAUCCCAGGAAAUUAGUAAGGGAAAAAGAAAAGAGGAUAGCCUGACUACCUCUCAGAGGAAGCAGCGGGACUCUGAGAUCAUGCAACAAAAGCAGAAGGCAGCCAAUGAGAAGAAGUCUAUGCAAACAAGAGAGAAAUAA